Molecule: messenger RNA, 5166 nt
Organism: Drosophila erecta
Lineage: Eukaryota; Metazoa; Arthropoda; Insecta; Diptera; Drosophilidae
Product: biofilm and cell wall regulator 1
Exons: 5
Coding region: 966-3107 (713 amino acids)
Biological process (GO): regulation of transcription by RNA polymerase II
Molecular function (GO): RNA polymerase II cis-regulatory region sequence-specific DNA binding; DNA-binding transcription factor activity
Source: RefSeq, a predicted model, not a curated record
GAAUCGGAAUCCGCUCAGAGUGGAUUCGUCUUUUGGCCCAUUCGGAUGUGGCCUCGCAUGUGGCGCGCGCGUUGUCCACUGACAGUUUUAUUAUUAUUAUUGUUGUUAUUAUUAUUAUUAUUAUUUGGGGCCCAAAGCUAACUCUUGCCCUUUCGAGCUGCGCGUAAUUUCGAUUUCGAUUUCGGUUUGAUUUCGACUGCAUAUCCAUUCGGCAUCUCGGCGUUCGCGUUGUUUCGAGUGCAUCCACAUCCGACUCCACAUCCACACUCACAUCCAUUGCGAUUGUUGUGUUGUGUUCCAGUUGCCGUUUUUGUGGGAGGUUAGUUGGUUGAAUAAUCCGCGACUCCGCAGUGUACGCAAAUUGCAAAUUGCAAAAGCAAUGCCCCCGCUCCAUGGAAGUCCAUUGAGAAACAUAGAUCCAAGAACUGCAAUAAUGCCGCAGUGUGUGUGUGCCAGAGAGCGGGAGAGCGCACCAGUGCCUGUUUGUGUGCGUGUGCCUAUGUGUGUGUGCGUGUUUAGAAUGCACCUUGUGGUAUUUUGAAAUCUAAAAUUGCCAAACACCCAGCGCGUUUCUUUUUUUCGAGAGCAUUGCAAAAGACUCCAGCUGUGCUAAUGCUAAGUUAAAACGAAAAAAACUAUCAAACCGAAGAAUCGAAGAACUGACAAGCUAAAAAACGAGAAAAAGAAACUGAAAAUCAGAAGCCAAGGCUGCCGCUCUUUCAUUUUAGCGGGUAUGUAAUUACGAAACUCCUGCGAGCGCCUGGCUAUUUCGGAUAUCUGUCGGAUUGCGACAGAUUUUCGUGGAUUUUCCGCCAUGGAUUAAUGGGCGCCAAGGGUACAGCCAGCUUUCCCACACGAACACGCACACACUAACGCGUUUAUUGGCCAACAUACAGUCAAAAUUCCAUAGUUGGCCACGCCAUCUGUCACUCUUAUAACUAGAGUUUUACUAAAAUUUCAUAAAGAUGGCCGAAACGAUCAGUACAGCGGCCAGCGGCAUGGAGUUGGCCUUAAAGGACCCCAGUCCGACGGUGGGUGGCGGCAUCAUUGUGGACAUGACGCCCACCACGGCGGCCCUGCUGCAUCACAACGCUAUGGCGCUGCGCAGCCUCAAGGAAGCCGCCUCAUCCGCCUCCGAGUCUGAGCUACAGGAACCGCGAUCGCCCACACCCACGCCCACGAAUCUCAGCACCGGCCCCCACUCGCCGCCCAUGACCUUCCGCUGCGAGCGUUGCGACAGUUUCGAGACAAGCUCGCGGGCAUCCCUGCUGCUCCAUGUGGUCCAGUGCCUGGCGGGUCAGGCGGCGGCGGCGGCAGCAGCGGCGGCGGCAUCAGCGCGUCUGAAGAGCGAGGAUCUGCAGGAGCCGGAGAACAUGAGCCUGGGUCACAUGGAGGGCGGCAAAGGCGAUAACCAGACGGGCAAUGGUUCCAGCUCCUCAGCCAGCUCCUCGCCGGCCGGGAAUAGCGGAGGAGGAGGCGGCGGCAACAGCAGCUCUCGCAAGGUCUUCGAGUGCGAUGUGUGCAACAUGAAGUUUUCCAACGGCGCCAACAUGCGCCGCCAUAAGAUGCGCCACACUGGUGUAAAGCCCUACGAGUGCCGGGUGUGCCAGAAGAGGUUCUUCCGCAAGGACCACCUGGCGGAGCACUUCACGACGCACACCAAGACGCUGCCCUAUCACUGUCCGAUCUGCAACCGUGGCUUCCAGCGCCAGAUAGCGAUGCGCGCCCACUUCCAGAACGAACAUGUGGGCCAGCAUGAUCUGGUGAAGACGUGUCCGCUAUGCAGCUACAGAGCGGGGUCCAUGAAGUCGCUGAGGAUUCAUUUCUUCAACCGUCACGGCAUCGAUCUGGAUAACCCGGGACCGGGUGGCACCUCCUCGUUGCUCCUGGCCCUGGAAUCACAGGCUUCGGCGGCGGCAGCGGCGGCGGCUGCUAGUUACGUGCCACCUGGACUCAGUCCAGUGCCCGUGCAAUCUCAGUCCCAGCAGCAGCAGCAGCAACAGGUGGCUCCUCCGGCCAGCGAUAGCGGGGAGUCCAUGCGAUCCCUGGAGAAUGCCACGCCUCCCAUGCACUUCCUCACGCCCCACGUGGAGAUCUCGACGCUGGGCGAGAGCGGCAACACGGAGUUGUUUAAUCUGAUUUGCGUUUGGCGUGAAUCUGCAUUACAGGGCAACAACAACAACAAUAAUAACAACAAUAACAACUGCGCUACCAACAACAACAACAAUAUAAAUGGAGGGAACAACUGCAACUCCAUUAGCAAUGGAAAUGCCGAGUCCAAUGGCGAUAAGGUGAAAGAUCGAGCCCUCAUCAUGCAAUCGCCAGUGGAGCUGCCCAUGGAUUGCAACACAAAGGCCACGCCCAUCACAUCCAGCACCACAGCCAGCAGCCUGAGUGGAGGCUUGAAGAGCCACCACCAGCAUCCGCAUCACCACCACCACCAUCACCACCACGAGAACCACAUAACGCCGUCGAUCAGUCUUAUACCUAUUAAACAGGAGCCCAUGUCGGAGGAUAUGGACAAGAAGGACCUGAUGAACGGCAGUGAUCCCAGCAGCGAUACAGAACAGGCUUCCAACAAUAACAACAGCAGCAGCAACAACAACAGAAUCACCUCACUGAUCAAGGUCUCGCCACUGAAAUCGCUCCUGCGCGAGGAUCUUAAGCGUCGCAUCUGCGCAAAGGCAAACAACCGGAUCACCCGGAAUGCCACCCCGCUGGAGAGUAACAACAACAACUCCGUGCUGUCCAACAGCCUGAGCAACGGCUCCGGUCGGGGAUCACCCGGCCUGAAUGGCACCAGCGGCGGAGGGGGAGGCGGAGGGCCACCCACGCCGGCAACGCCCGGUGCCACCAAUGGCGCCAGCUCGACGCCCAUCUGCAACGGGACCAUCACGUCGACCGGCCAGGAUGGAGACCUGCUGAUCAACCGCAAGCUGAUCCUCACCUGCCACUUCUGCGGCAUCGAGUUCCCGGACGAGACGCUGUACUUCCUGCACAAGGGCUGCCACUGCGAGAGCAAUCCGUGGCGGUGCAACAUCUGCGGCGAGCAGCUGAACAACGUGUACGAGUUCAACUCGCACCUGCUCAGCAAGAGCCACCAAUAGCAGCCACAGUUGGCCGGCAAGUAGGCGGAUUGAGGAGCUUGCCGGCUCGGGAUCUGGACGGUCCCAGGAAUCGGAAUCGGAAUCGCAAUCGCGCUUCGCGGUCGUACUCGAUUCGGAAUAUUUACUUAGCUCAAUUUUGAGAGAUUUUCCACAACCAGGCACACAGUUAAGCUCAGAGCAAAUUAUACACUUACCAUCUAGUUCUACGUUUACACUUACGUCUACGUUACAUAUAUAGUUAGUUAGAGAUAACUCAUCAUAUUUUUAUGAUCUGCAUGCAGAGAGUAUGAAAAUCAAAUGAGAGCUACGUAGUUACCUAAUCCCUUGAAAAGUCGAAGUCGAAGUUGAAGUCGAACAGUCGAACAGUCGAGAUGGCAGAAUCAAAAACGGAGUGCGAUGGAUAUACACACAUAUAUACCCUCCCGGAAACCAACCCUGUUAUGUAGUCUUAUUAUGCAUUAGGUUUUGUAGUUUAGUCCUUAAGUACUUGGCAAUAAUUUCCAGCCGGUUCAACUGGCCAGCAAACACUUGCGUCAACGCGGGUCCGCUUUAGUCGGUUUAGUGCAUUAUAUAGCUAAGCUCGCCUCAAAGGUGGCAGUUUAUGGUUUUAAGCAUCCACAACUCACACUUCACACACAUGGAUACAUCCGAUAUAGAUGCAUAUACAUACAUAUACAUAUAUGCCUAUACAGUUGCAGCGAAGGGCUUUAAAUUUGUUAUGUUUUCAGAGUUUAAUACGACAGCAGCAAGUUUGAUUAGGCGGAUAUAAACGAGAAGCUAUAUCUACAUAUAUUUACAUAUAAACAACAGGAUAUAUACGUCAUAGCCAGGUUAUGUACACCACUCUCACGCAGCAUACAUUCAGCUGCAGACACACACACAAAAACAGAUGCAGAUACAGAUACAGAUGCAGAUACAGAUACAUAUACAGAUACAGAUAAAGAUACAUAUGCAGAUAUAGAUUCGGAUUCGGAUUCAGAUUCAGAUAAGGAUUCUUUUAGCUUAGCAGAGGGUUAUCGAAUUAUGAAUUCAAUUAUUAUACUCGUACCUUUUACAUAGCUCCUAGUUUGAGUAACUAAUCUAACACAAUAACAACAGCGAUCGGGGGUUACUUCGAUUGUGGAAAACAUUUCGAAUAUUCGCACAGUGCUGCUCGUCAGUUUGCAUACAACUGGAGCGUAGGAACAUUUUUUAAACAAGCAAGACAAAAACAUGCAAAAAUUACAAUUGUGAUACGAAAUUGUUGUAAAUAAUUGGUAAAUCGAAAUAUGAGUAACACGAACUUUAUCGUUUAGACAAAACUAUGCCUUAGAUGCCUAUGAUAGCAUUACAUACAUAUACUGAUAUACUGAUAUCUACAUCUACGAUACGAGCGAUCACUGUACAAACAACCAACUGGACAUGGAACUGUUGAUUAGUAUAGAUAACUUUAGUGUAAAUCAAAAUUUGGAAAGUAAUCCCAAGACCACCCUCUCCCCUUCUCCCCUACCACCUCCCCAUCCCGCUUCCUUUUCAAACCUCCCCACCCCCCGCUGACGUAACGGGUUGUAUGCAGCCAGCAUGGCGCCACUGUGCGCUAAAUUUUACUUCAGAUUAACAUCCGUCCAUGAUGUUCACGAGUUCUAGCGAAAGUAACACACUUAUCCAUAGUGCUUAUGUAUGUAAAAAGGAGGACUCGAAGCCAAUCACAUUGCUUAGUUCCCAUCUUCUCUGUUAUUUGAUCUAUACUUUUAGCUAGCGUUAAUUCUUAGUCGAAGGUUUUUGUUGAUCAUUUUGUUGUUUAUCCGUUAGCACAUAGAAGACACCUGCAGCACUUGCACAUUAUGUACAUUACGUUCUUCCCGACCCUUCUUAUAGCAAUACAUUGUAAUCACCCCUUAUUUUGCUCUACUCUAGCCAAUUCACUCGUGUAAAAAUGGUUUGUUGUGUUCAGUUAAUAUUUACUACUUACUACUUGGUAACUUACCACAUAGGGCGUAAUUUUGUUUUUGUUUUUAACUUUGUUAAUGAACUAUUAUCGCGUUGUUACACGAAUCAAUCCAUUUUCAAAUCAAAAGGC